ACUGCUUUUAAUGGCAUGUGGCUUGUAACUUUACUUCUGCUGUAUUCUUUGCAAGAAGUCAACGGUGAGGAUGUUGCCUCUACGCGGCUGUACUUUGUGAACGCCUCCCUGCAGCGGGUGACCUUCUCCAGCUCGGUGGGGGUGUUCCUGCCCUGCCCCGCGGGCGGCGCCCCCCACGCCGUCCUGCGCUGGUACCUGGCCGCCGGAGACGACAUUUACGACGUGCCCCACAUCCGCCACGUGCACGCCAACGGAACCCUGCAGCUCUACCCGUUCUCGCCCUCCGCCUACAACAGCAUCAUCCACGACAACGAGUACUUCUGCACCGCCGAGAACCAGGCGGGCAAGAUCCGGAGCCCCAGCAUCCACAUCAAAGCAGUGUUCAGGGAGCCCUACACCGUCCGCGUGGCCGACCAGCGCUCCAUGCGGGGUAAUGUUGCCGUGUUCAAGUGCCUCAUCCACUCCGCCGUCCAGGAGUACGUCAGCGUGGUCUCUUGGGAGAAAGACACAGUCUCCAUCGUCACAGGUAACCGCUUUUUCCUGACCACAUUUGGCACUCUGUACAUCUCAGAAGUGCAGAAGGAAGACGCUCUGUCCACCUACCGCUGCAUCACGAAGCACAAGUACAGCGGAGAGACUCGCCAGAGCAAUGGAGCCCGGCUCUCUGUUAUGGACCCUAUGGAGUCCACCCCGUCAAUGCUGGACAGUUUCCAAUCCGGUGAGGUACAGGUGGGGCUCGUCGUGGAGUUUCCCUGCAUCGCUUCCGGAUACCCAAACCCCACCAUCCGAUGGCUGAAGGAUGGUCGGCCAUUACCUGCAGACUCCCGCUGGACGCGGCGCACCUCCGGCCUCACCAUUUCAGAUUUGAGGCUCGAGGACAGCGGCAACUACAUCUGUGAGGUCACCAACAGUUUUGGCUCCAAAGAGGUGACGGGUCACCUCAACGUCAUAGAGCCACUACGGGUCACGUUGUCCCCCAAGAACCUGAAGACGGGGAUCAGCAGCACAGUCAUCCUAUCCUGCGCCGUCCAAGGUUCCCCGCAUUUUAUCGUGUCCUGGUACCGUAACACGGUAUCCGUGAUACCCGAUCAGCAUUUUUCCAUCCAGGGGGCUCACAAUGAGACAUUGUUCAUUUCCGCCGCACAAAAGAGACACUCGGGAGCUUACCAGUGCUUCGCCAUGCGCAAAGACCAGACGGCCCAGGACUUCUCCAUCAUCCUGCUGGAAGACGGUACCCCCCGCAUCGUCGCCUCCUUCAGCGAGAAGGUGGUGCUGCCGGGCGAACCCUUUUCCCUGAUGUGCGCCGCCAAAGGAGCGCCUCCCCCCACCCUCACCUGGACCCUGGACGACGAGCCCGUCGCCCGGGACCUGUCGCGCGUCCGGACCAGCCAGUACACGCUGUCGGACGGCAGCGCCAUGAGCCACGUCAACAUCAGCAGCCCGCAGAUCCGCGACGGAGGCGUGUAUCGGUGCGCCGCACGAAACUCGGCCGGUAGUGCCGAGUACCAAGCGCGCAUAAACGUAAGAGGUCCUCCGAGGAUUCGACCCAUGAAGAACAUCACUGCGGUGGCGGGGAGGAACUCGUUCAUAAGCUGCCGUGUGAUUGGCUACCCUUAUUACUCAAUCAACUGGUACAAGGAGGGUCUCCUGCUGCCUGACAACCAUCGCCAGGUGGUGUAUGAAAAUGGGACUCUGAAGCUCAGCGACGUCCAGAAGGUUCUGGACGAGGGCGCCUACGUCUGCAGCGUGCUCAUCCAGCCACAGCUGUUCAUCACUCAGACCGUCUAUAUUUCUGUCAAAGUCCCUCCACUGAUCCAGCCGUUUGACUUCCCGCCGACGUCCAUCGGCAAGUUGAUGUACAUCGCCUGCGUGGUGUCGUCCGGCGACAUGCCCAUACACAUCACGUGGCGCAAGGACGGCCAGGAGAUCGUCGCCUCGUCCGGCAUCACCAUCGACACCAAGGAGUUCAUGUGCUCCCUCCAGAUCUCCAAGGUGUCGCUCAAACACAACGGCAACUACACGUGCAUCGCCAGCAACGACGCCGCCACGGUCAGCACGGAGCGGCAGCUCACUGUCACGGUGCCUCCUCGGUUCAUGGUUCAGCCCAAUAAUCAGGAUGGGAUCUACGGGAAGGCCGGGAUCCUAAACUGUUCAGUCGACGGAUACCCUCCUCCAAAAGUCCUGUGGAAGCAUGCCAGAACGGGCAUCGGGAGCCCACAGCAGUACCACCCUGUGCCUUUGACGGGCCGGAUCCAGAUCAUGAACAACGGCUCUCUGCUCAUCAGACACGUGCUGGAGGAAGAUCGCGGCUUCUACCUCUGUCAGGCCUCCAAUGGCGUCGGCUCGGACAUCAGCAAGAGCAUGGUGCUCACCGUUAAGAUCCCGGCUAUGAUCACCAGUCACCCCAACACCACCAUGGCGAAGAAGGGUCACUUGAAGGAGCUGAACUGCACGGCCAGGGGAGAGUGGCCCAUCAUCAUCCGCUGGGAGAAAGGAGACACAGUAAUUGACCCCGACCGCAACCCCCGGUACUCCAUUCUCACCAGUCCCAAUGAGAAGACCGACGAGGUGUUGUCUACUCUCAAGCUGAAGCCAGCAGAGCGUGAGGAUUCGGUCUUCUUCUCCUGCCACGCCAUUAACUCUUAUGGAGAGGGGCGUGGCCUCAUCCAGCUCACUGUGCAAGAGCCCCCGGACCCUCCGGAGUUGGAGGUGCGUGAGGUCAAAGAUCGCAGCAUGAAUCUCAGGUGGACGCAGAGAUUUGAUGGAAACAGCGUCAUCACCUGCUAUGAUAUCGAGUAUAAGAACAAGACGGAUACCUGGGAGCUGAAGCACGCCACUCGAAACAUCUCCCCCAGCAACAACCAGGCGAACAUCGUGGACCUCCACCCGGCCUCCGUCUACAGCAUCCGCAUGUUCUCCUACAAUGUGAUCGGCAAGAGCGAGGCCAGUAAGGAGCUCACCAUCAGCACGGAGGAAGCACAGCCGGACGGUCCUCCCAUGGAGGUGAUCCUACAGCCGGUCACCUCUCAAAGUAUCAGGGUCACCUGGAAGGCUCCCAGGAGAGAGCUGCAGAACGGGGUCAUCCGGGGUUACCAGAUCGGUUACCGAGAGACCGGCCCGGCCAGCAACGGCCAGUACAGCAUCGUGGAGAUGAAGGCCACCGGAGACAGCGAGGUCUACACCCUGGACAACCUGAAGAAGUUUGCCCAGUACGGCGUGGUGGUCCAGGCCUUCAACAGAGCCGGCACCGGGCCCUCGAGCUCGGAGAUCAAUGCGACCACGCUGGAAGAUGUGCCCAGCCAGCCUCCUCAGAACAUUCGAGCCAUUUCCGUAACAUCGGACGAGGCGGUGAUCACGUGGGCGGAGCCUCCCCGGAUGACGCUGCACGGCGUCCUGAAGGGCUAUCGCGUCGUCUUCUGGACUGUGUUUCCGGACGAAGGUGUGUGUUGCACACUUUCGUGUCCCUUUUUUUCAGAAUGGGGGGAAAUGCAAAACAUCACCACCACCAAGGAGCAGGUGGAGCUCCGAGGCCUGGAGAAGUUCACCAACUACAGCAUCCAGAUCCUGGCCUACACCCAGGCCGGAGACGGCGUCCGGAGCAAAGUCCUGUACAUCCAAACCCGCGAAGACUAUCCCGGACCCCCAGCUGCCAUCAAAACUAUGCCCUCCUCUGCCAGCAGUGUGGUGGUGUCCUGGUUACCUCCUCACAAGCCAAAUGGAAUCAUCCGCAAAUACACCAUCUACUGCUCCAGCCCCGGCUCCGGCCAACCGCUGCCCAGUGAGUACGAAGCCAACCCGGAGCUGCUUUUCUACAGAAUCACUCACCUCAACCACCGGCAGCAGUACCUGAUCUGGGCCGCGGCCGUCACCACGGCGGGCCGCGGGAACUUCAGCGACAAGGUCACGGUGGCGCCCGCAGCCAAGGGUGGGUCCCUCAACACGCCGAUUCAUCGCGAGAGGCUCACGCUAGAGCGCUCGGGUGCCGAGUCGACGGCGUUCCGAGAGAGCUCGGCGAAAUCUGAUCGAUGUUACGAAGAGUCGGCAUCAGUUGGGUCUGAAGACUACGAGCGCAAAUACAAUCUGGGUGUGUGGAGAAGGAAGUGA
Messenger RNA from Pseudoliparis swirei, 4104 nucleotides. Its product is annotated as cell adhesion molecule DSCAML1. Bases 16 to 4104 code for a protein of 1362 amino acids. Gene Ontology annotation, molecular function: protein binding. The record is from RefSeq and is a predicted model, not a curated record. Lineage: Eukaryota; Metazoa; Chordata; Actinopteri; Perciformes; Liparidae. The transcript is spliced from 23 exons. Gene Ontology annotation, biological process: cell-cell adhesion.